Messenger RNA from Melampsora larici-populina 98AG31, 958 nucleotides. Its product is annotated as Cu/Zn superoxide dismutase. The record is from RefSeq and is a predicted model, not a curated record. The transcript is spliced from 5 exons. Gene Ontology annotation, molecular function: metal ion binding. Gene Ontology annotation, biological process: superoxide metabolic process. The coding region runs from base 1 to 675 and encodes 224 amino acids. NCBI's taxonomy places the organism in Eukaryota, Fungi, Basidiomycota, Pucciniomycetes, Pucciniales, Melampsoraceae.
AUGCUCAAAUUUACACAUAUCUUCGUAACCUACAUCUUCACCCUCACCUUUCUUCACUAUGCUUUGACAGCGCCUCAAUUUCCGUCAUUAUUUCCGGCAACACCUCAGCCUCCACCAUUCUCGCCAGCGCCACAAUCUCAGUCACCAUCCAACGGCGGCGCAGUUGCUAGAGCCCGCGUGGUGAGCCCCCCAAAUUCCAAUGGACGAGUUAAUGGCGAUUUCGAAUUCUACGAGGUCGGCAACAACCAAAUUGGUGUGAGACUCACUGUGAACGGCUUAGAUACGGUACAGCCCAUCAUGCAGCACAGAUAUCAUAUUCACGCCCAUCCGAUCGGACGUGAUGGAGACUGUGCAGCUGCUCUGGGACACCUUUCACCAAAUGGACUGCCCGACAAUGCAGUAUGCAACCCUCAGAGUCCGGGACGUUGUCAAGAAGGCGAUCUCGCAGGAAAACAUGGAUUGCUACCUGGAAAUGAAAGAGUCGUCACGAGACAGUACACAGAUACCUCUCUUCGGCUUCAACCUGAGAGAGAAAGCAUUCUAGGCCGUAGUGUAGUGAUACAUGGUCAAGAUAACUCUCGAGUUGCAUGCGGAAAUAUCAUAUCAAGUCUUGAUGGUACAGCUGACUUUAGUGGACGGCCGACGGGAAGACAAUCUAACAUCAGACCUCUGUAAUUUUCCUCGAUUCAAUUCUCGGUUUGUUUCAUGCAAAUAUGUAUCACUAAAAGAUGUGGAUCAUACGCAUGUUAGCACGAACAGUUUCAACUCCCUCACAACUGCAUCAGCCCUAGUUCACUAUUUAUCAAUUGUUUUUGGGUACACUGUUGUCUUUAUUUAGGGCAUAUGAACCCCCUUCUCAAGCUUACGAUUCUUCCUGUGUGCUUCCACUUUAAUACUCUAUUAUGUACCUUUCACCGAAGUAAUGCAAUAAUCAGAACAUAAUACAAGAUGCCUAGAG